This is a messenger RNA of Anopheles arabiensis, 7771 nucleotides long. RefSeq lists its product as uncharacterized. The transcript has 7 exons. NCBI's taxonomy places the organism in Eukaryota, Metazoa, Arthropoda, Insecta, Diptera, Culicidae. Bases 125 to 5167 code for a protein of 1680 amino acids. The record is from RefSeq and is a predicted model, not a curated record. Gene Ontology annotation, cellular component: nucleus.
GCCAUUUUUGUACAUUGUAAGAAUGCGAAAAGUCAAACAUCCCAGCGAAUGCGCUUUGUGAGUGAAAAUGUGCUAAUAAAGUGGUACUCUCGCGCUAAAGUGGCGUUCCGGUGUGUACACCAGCAUGAAGCCGUGCGGCGAGAAAAGUGCGGUGAUGGCGGAUAGUGCAGUGAAUGUGCAAAAAUCGGAUGACAAAUUUUGUACGCAUCAGCAGCAGCAGCAGCGAACAAGUGCAGCGGCCACCACCAGCAGUGGUGACGGGGGUCUAAGCAAUAAUAAUAACACGAACAACAAUAGCAGCAACAGGAGCGGCAAUAGUGACUGCCUGUCGCAUCCUACGAAAACACAGCCGACGACUUGUUCGUCCCCUGUAGUGGGUAGUGCAAAAUCGGGCGCGGAUUCUACCGCCGCCACCAGCGCUACGGCAAAUCUUACCACAACAGCAUCAUCAUCAUCAUCAUCAGCAGCAGCACCGUCAUCAUCAACAAGCGCAGCAGUGGUAGUGGCAGCAGGCGCUGGUGUCGCUGUCGCAGCUGCCGCGGUGGGAACGGGGAAGAUGAUGAUGGCUGUGGAAACUGUGCAAGCUCCCAAAAAUCACGUAGACCAAAUGACGGUGAAAAUGAUUGCUAAAAAUAAUGAUAAAAGUUCGACGCCGGCUAAGGACACCCAGCAGCAGAGCAGCGUUCGAAGUUCCGAUAAUGGAUUAACAAAAAGCCAUAAGAAGAAAAAGAAUAAGGAUAAAGAUCGGGAACGAGAACGAGAACGAGAGCGUGACAGAGCAGACAAAGACCGAGAUCGUGAAAAACCUCGCGACAGAGAUCGGGAUCGGGAUCGUGAUCGUGAUCGUGAUCGUGACAAAGACCGUAAACGACGUCGCUCGGAAGAUGGUACAUCCGGAACGGGAAACUAUAAACGCGGAACCAAGGAAGGCAGCAGCACCAGCAACAGCACCGCCAGCACCCCAUCACGCACUCAAUCGGCUACAGCGAUCGGCAACACGGCACCAGAGCCUCCGGGAUCGUCGUCGGCUGCCCUAGCGGGAACAGCAUUGAUACAGAAUAAAGAAAACCACCAUCAACAACAGCUAGCUGGGUUUGCGACGGCACAUCAAACUAUCAAACGGGAGCUGUCCAUCGAAACGGCUUCCUCGGUAGUUGCCUCAAGCACGGCGGCAGCGACCGCCCUGCUGCUGGAGCACGGUGCGGCAACCAUCGUCUCGCCCGUGGCAGCAGCAGCCGCAGCAGCGGCCGCUUCCAUCUCGGGCACUCCGAUAUCGCCCGUAAAUCUGCUGCUGAAUCUCGAGCGCAGCAAGAACGAGCUGGCUAGCGUGAAGAAGCAGGACGUUUUCAUCAAGAAAGUGUACCUACCGGCCAAGAACAAGCUGGCCAAGCCGGAGAAAACACGCGACGAUGUAACGAGAGCGCUAAACUUCGGCACCGAUAAUGGGACAACGGCUUCGGACGGAGUGGAUCGGCCAGCAUCGACGACAGCGACAACGGUGGCUACGGAAGCAGGAGCGAUCAUACCGGCGCUAAAUGGUACCACCGCUGGCAUGGGUGGUUCCCCUGGCCAGGUCGUUGGCAAUAACACGAGUAGCCUCAUAUGCGUUGCAAAUAGCAUUGCAACCAACCUCAGCAACAACAGUACAACUGCAACCAGCAACUUAAUAGCACCUAGCAAUAAGCCCAAUUCAAACAUAUUAAUCAAGCUUGAGUCGCCGAAAAAUGUGGACGAAAGGGUAGACAUUAAGAAGGAACCGGUCAAUCAUCAAACCCCCCAUCAUCAUCAUGCGGUGGCGGUGGAAACUAUUGCUCCCGUCGCGGUACCCAGCACACCCGUCAACGGAACAUUAGAGGACCACCACCACAAGGACAACGUUUUGAAUGGCACUGUGGACGAUACUAGCAAGGAAACUCCCGUUGUUGCAAUUAAAAAGGAGGAAGCAGCGGAGCGUCCGAUCCCGCAUACAGAAACGCCUUCCAAAACGGUUCUAUCCGCACUGAACAGCAUCAAAUCGGAAACUCCUGGAAGCGGGCAAAAGCUUCCGGGCGGCAAUGCUUCGUCGGCCCACAAGAAUGCCGGCGGAGGACGGGAGUGCUCCCGGUGUUACAAACGGUCGAAAAUCAAGCGUGCCAACAUAGGCAUCCAGUGCCGCCGGGGGCCAGCUUCCGGUACGUCGUCCACAUCAUCAUCCCAAUCGCAGGACGCAGGUGGUGCGCUGGUGAGCGAAUCAACGGCACGAAUAGGGUCAAUUAACCGAAACGCCAACUGUCCGGUGCGGUCGAAGCAGCUCGAAGGUAUGAAGUACGGGCGGUUCAUGCGGGUCGAGGUGCAUCCGAACGGUGGCGCUUCAGUGGUGCACAUGUACCAGGACGAAAUCAGUGUCCUUUCGGAGGUGGAGAUGGAGGAGCUGGUGCAAGAGUUCUUUCAAGUCGUAUUUGCGGAGGACGAGGACGGCUACGCGGACCAUGUGAUGGGCAUUGUGCACGAUGCCGCUUCCUAUUUGCCCGAUCUGCUGGAGCAUAUGGCAGAAAACUACGCUAAUCUUACGGUCAAGGCAGGAGUGCUCGGUCGCAACUCGGACAUUGAAACAUGCACAAUGAGUCAGUACAAUGAGCAGGUGGUUAAAAAUUACUCCCACGGAACGGUACGCUAUGGACCAUUGCAUCAGAUCAGUUUGGUGGGAAAGGUACACGAGGAAGUUGGUGGAUAUUUUCCGGAUUUGCUGAAACGUCUCGAAGAUAACCCGUUCCUAAACAAGGCAAUGCCGUGGGGCGAGUUAUCGAUCGUGCAAAUGGAUCCACGCUUAUCGAACGAUGGACCAAUCUUGUGGAUACGUCCAGGCGAGCAGCUAGUUCCUACUGCUGAAAUCAAUAAAACACCGAUGAAGCGGCAGAGGACACGAAUAAAUGAGCUGCGAAAUUUACAAUACCUCCCGCGACUUUCGGAAGCCCGCGAAACGAUGAUUGAAGAUCGCACCAAAGCCCAUGCCGAUCACGUCGGGCAUGGGCAUGAUCGCAUGACGACUGCCGCCGUUGGUGUGCUCAAAGCGGUCCGGUGUGGUAUACCAGACGAUUUAAACCGCAUAACGAAGGAUGUGGUUGCCUUUGAUGCACACUGUUUCCCGCAUCUGGUCGAAAAGCUGCAGCUCGAUCUGCACGAACCACCAAUAUCGCAGUGCGUGCAGUGGGUGGAGGAUGCGAAGCUGAACCAGCUGCGCCGGGAAGGUAUCCGAUACUCGCGCAUCUCGCUGUACGAUAACGAUAUCUACUUCCUGCCCCGCAACAUCAUCCACCAGUUUCGCACGGUAACGGCGGUGACGAGCAUCGCCUGGCAUCUGCGGCUGAAGCAAUACUACCCCGACCAGGACGUGGUACAGGAGAUUGCGAACGGGUACGAGGUGGAUCCACCGCACUACAAGGAAAAGCAAACCAUUCUGCCGCAUCCCGUGUCGGCGGAGGAGAAAAAGCAUACGCCAAUGAAGCGUACGCACGAUGGGAAACCAAAGAAAGCGGAAGCGAAAAAGGAGCCUCCGACGGCCGUUCCCAAUCCAUUACCGGCCGGUGCGGAGAAGGUGCCCCCGAAGGUGGAUGAAGCUGCCGAAAAGUGUGCGUUGAAGGAGGCAAAGAUUGACAUGCGGAAGCUGAUACGGGACGACAAAGUGACGACGGACAGUGAUUCUGCUCGCACUCCCAGCAAGUCGGGCCGAAGCUCGGUCGUAUCGAGCAAAGGGUCGGAAAAGAAAACGGGUGGCAGCAAAAGUGGCAGCCGUAAGAGCUCGCCUUCGGCGUCCCACAAAAGCAAGACAGAUGAGACGCCGGGUGGUAAAGAGGGCAGCAAACAUUCUUCUGCAAACAGCGACCGUGACCGUGGGCGGGAUAAUAGAGAGCGGGACCGCGAUCGGGACCGGGACCGGGAUCGGCGCGAUCGUGAGAAAAAGGAGCAACGCAGCAGGGACAAGGAUCGUGACCGGGAUCGUGAGAGGGAUCGCGAUCGGGACCGUGACCGUGAGCGAGAUCGUGAGACCGAUCGGAGGAAUCACAAGCACCACUCAAGCUCGUCGUCAUCGUCUAGCCGCAAGUCGUCCAGCUCGUCACACAAGCCGCCGCGUCAUGAAAAGACGGGCUCGGGCGAUCGCAAAUCUUCGUCCCAUUCGGCACCAUCCUCGCACAGCAGCAGCGCAAGCAGCAGUCGGCGUGAGUCUACAUCGAGUGUGACGCGUGAGAAGGAGCAACAGGCCGGUCCUUUGCCGAUGGUGCCACCGAUCGCAACAGAAGUAGAAAUUGACUCUACCACCGCCACGCCCGUCGUCGGUACAAAGAGUGACACUUUAGUCGCCGAUACGCUUCCCAAACAAGCGGUGGAAACGAACGGUGCUGUUGAGGAGUCCAGCACGUGUGUUACAGGUGAUCAAAUGAAACAAGCACUUGGUGUUGACGAGCGACAAACGGCACGAAAAGAGGACGACUCUCGAGAACGUUGCGGUGCAAUGUUACCAUCGUCCGAAGCGUUGAAACCGAUGCCCCCAAACGCGAUGACUGUGAAAGCAGAGAAGCGAAAGGCAGAAUUGGAAACGCAUACCACCAACGGCAGUAACAUCGGAGACGAGCAGAAGAAUGUCCCCGUAUCCCCGGCAGCGAAACGGAUAGCAUCGGAGAGUGCUACCGCCCCGGUGCUUCCGCUGCCUCCGAUGCAUCCCGAGACUCGGCCACCGUUACCUAUCUCUUCACCUCCAUUGGUUCCCCCACCGCCGCCACCGCAAGACCACCGUGAAAUGCCCCAUACCCCGACGGCAAAGGAACAGUCGUCACAGCAAAGCCUCCCCGCUUCAGGUAGUGUGCGAAAAAGUAUUCAACAGACAGACGCUAGCCAUCACAGCAACAGCAGCAACAGCAGCAGUAGCAGUAGCCAUAGCUCUAGCACCAGUAAUAGUAGCAGUAGUAGUAGCAGUAGCAGUAGUAGCAGUAGUAGUGGUGGUAGUAGGGAUAGCAGCAAUACCGUUACUACUAAAAGUGACAGCAGCUGUAUCGCUACUGAGCGGAGUGGGGAUGCUGCCGCCGGUGUCGCCGCGCCCAGCAAAAAACAAUCCAAUGACUUACUGAGCACGAUAAUGGCAGGCAUGGAAGAAGGAGGCACGAGCCGGGGUGGUGGCGGUUCGAGCGUUUAAUCACUUGCCCAGCCAUUGAAUUGUACAGUCGGCGCGCAUUGUACAGACGAGGAGUGUUGUUGUCGCCUUACUCCUCGCCCCCCUAUCUGUGAGGCUCGAAUUGUGAUGAUCGUAUCGAAAAGUGUCUGAGUGUGUGUGUGUGAGUAUCUUUAGACCAUUCCUCUAAAUUACCCUCCAUUCGCGAGAGCACCUUUCUUCCCCCACGUGUCCCGUUGACAAAGUAAUUGUUUUGCUGUACGUUAUGCUUCUUAUGCAGCAAACAAACACAACUCCCCGUUUGUGUACUUAUCUUUGCCAAACUGAGCCAGCAAUUGUCACAUAAGCCGCCUCCGCCGCCGCCGCCGUGUCGUUGAUUGCGUUUGUUGUCAGUUAAUCGUUUAAAGGGAUACUACUUCUCCUACCACACCCUACCCUACCACGCACCAUUUGCCACCAUCAACUCGUUGGUUCUAUUUUGAUCUCUUUUAUCGUGCUACUUGUGGUUUAUGUGAUCAGUAUGUGUAUGUGUGUGUGUGAAUGUUUGUAAAAAGACGGCCGUUAUGGACACCGUGUUAGGCGCGGUAUGGAUUUCUGUUUUCCACGCCGGCUCACCUCACCCCAUUUUGUGUGGGCACUAGCCAACUAUAUUUGCUCGCAGCCGUAAAUUGUGUAUAGCUACGUUAUUUUAAUAUCCAUAUUAAACGAUCUGUAUAGCAGUUUUAUGUUAAUGUUAUUCGGGGACAAGCACAACCGAAGCUUAUCGAUAUGUAGAAGUAAACACGAUCUAUACUGCUGCUGCUGCUGCUAUUACUGUAGUACACAGGGAGAGCAGCGGUUAUUAGAAGUAAGCGAAUGUGUUUUAAAACUAUAAAACAAGCUAAAAGGUACAAUACGAGAGGAGGAGGUGUUGGACACUUUCGUUGGGUUUGCGUAACCUAAUUUUUUGUUUUGGCGAUUCAUAAGAAGAGUUAAAAGAUUGUAGUAGAUGCCUUUUGUUGUCUUGGCUUUGCGCCUGAUCGGCGUGGUUUGCAAAUAACUUAUAUAAUUUAUACUUUUAACUUAAACGCCCGUUAAGUUCAGCCCACAUUAGAUCGUAAUGGAAGUACUAUUCAACGUAUCUCUAUUUAUAUGUAAUGCGCUAAUUUAGCUUUCUUCUUCCCGGCAGUACUCUUAAGUUUUUGUAAUAAUUGUAAGAAGAGCCUUCCGAAAGGAGGUGGCAGCAUAAUUGCGUGCAGCGGCUUUUAUAAAACCCUUUUGGUCGCAAAAUUGUACUUGUUGAACCCUGUUUGGCAUGGUUAAUAGAAACCGUCUGUAACGGCAGUUCCUUCCCCGCCCCCGUGUCGUUCACGACACGUGUUGCGUGUUUGACAACAACAAAAGGCUCACAGAAUGGUAUUGUUACAAAUCGUACACGGACGCAUCCAACACAAAUAUUGAAUAUACACAAACUUUUACCCGAUUGUAUUGUAUUGCUCUCAUUUUUGUCUUUUUUUUGCUUCUCAUCGACUCCAUUCUAGUCAUUGGCACUGAAUUGGCUUUUUUGUAGCUCUAUACACUCAUGAAUCUUAGUAUUUGGAUUCAAACGUUUGUUGUUUCGAUCCGUUCAAACUUUCUGCACUAACGAACAUGCGAAAAAUGAACGCACAAGUGUGUAUAAUAAUGAGUGCGAAGAUAGAGGAUUUGUUGCAAAUUGUUGUAACGAAACAAAUAAGAUGGUUUUCAAUAAUAUUUCGUUCACACGCUUUUAGACAAAAAGCAGCCAUGCAAGCAGCUGCAAGUAUGUGCAAACAAAGCAAAAGAAGAUUAUUUUUGAUGAAUCGUACCUGGUAGUAUGUAGUUUAAAAACAGUAAAAUACAAUUGAUUAGCAACACAGCAGGUGUUAGAGAGGCAGAUGUGUGUGUGUGUGUAGAACUUAGAUUAGAGAAAAUAGUUUGCCUAUUGCGUGCCAGCAGAAAAACAGUAAAAGUAAAUGCUAGCAACAAUAUAUUACUACUGGAAUAUUCAAUUGUAAUUUGGUCAACUCAUGCAUGGGGCUUAUCGAGUUAUUAAGCAUCAAGAGAGCGAGCAAAGCAAACAAAAAAGCGCGCCAAAUCGUGUGGAACGGAUUGAUCAGAUCGAUUGAUAACGCGUGAUAUAUGCAUUUGUAGCCCCGGUAUCUUUUCAAAUCAAUGUGUACAAUUCCAUUACAAAAGAGGAGAUUAUAGUGAGGUGUAAUCAAAAUGCAAAACAAAUUCAACAAAAAACAAAUCUAUCCAAAGCAAACGAUAUCAAAGUUAGGCAGAGGAGAUGAGGAGAUCGCAACAAAGCUAAACGGAGGGGAAGAGCUGUAGAUGUUGAUGGAUGUGGUAUAAGGUUUUUAUCGUUUCGAAGGAAAGCAAUGCCGGUUUUACACAGCAGAUAAAGAUAGAUCGCACCCAUGGCGCGGUAAUGUGGCAAUAAAAGGAGCAAUGCAAUUGCAUUUGUCGUAACGCGAGUAGAAUGCGCUCGCGUUUUGUAAGGAUACACAGGAUGGAUGUAAAAAAAAGCGAGAUAACGAAGGUAGUAAAUUCACUACAUGAUAAUGUUACAUAUAGAACUAUUAAGGUACUAUUUGCAAAAUAAAUGAGAGAACUAAAACCAGUAAA